UGCGCAUGGAUUUUCACAUUUUCUGCCAACUGCAGUAUUUUUUGGAGCCAGAAGACAACCUGCCCCCGUUCCAUUCAUUGAAGAUUCCUGCAAACUUUGGAUCAUUUUAACGAGGCGGCACCGCCCAUUGUUGUCAUUUCCAAGAGAGCUGCUCCAAUGGUGGCCAUGCACUCCCGCCCCAUUGAAUUUGAACCCCAACAGGCCAACGGCCACCCUUCGGUUCUCGCGCCCCCAAUCGCCAACGCAUGCGCCCCGUCGCAAUGCCGCCGCUCUGCCUUCACAUUCCACACUCAAACCCCUACUUAACCAACCUUCGUCUACCCACGCUCAGAAUUCCUACCCACAGCAGCCAGAAACCUCUCAUCCAUCCAGCCAUGGCGGACUGGUCCUCGCUCCCGCCCAAGCUCGUCCGGCGCAUCGCCGACCGCCUCCUGGACACCAACGACCUCGACCUCUACAUGGGCCUCCGCGCCGUCUGCCCGAGCUGGCGCUCCGCCACCGACGACCCCAAGGACUCCUCCGAGCCCCGCUUCCGGCCGUGCCGGUGGAUCGUCGUCGACGAGCACUUCCACUUGGGUAGCGACUCACGCCUCCUGGUGAACACCGUCAGCGGCCGUGUCGUCCGCCUGGACCUGCCUCUGCUCCGCCGGUACUGCCUCGUCGCCACCACCCACGGCGGCUUCUUCGUCCUCGCCGACAAGAAGCCCCCUCACCGUGCGGUCGUCCUCAACCCCUUCACCGGCCACAUGAUCCGCUUCAAGGCGCCCGUGCCCUCCCGCAGGGAUCCUGCUGCCGCUGCUCUCACCGGCAUUUUCGGGCCGUCGCUCUCUUCUGCGGACCUCGGUUCUCCACCCACCCUCAUCUUGGUCUGUGAUGGUGGUACUUGCGAACGAUACAUGGCUGUUCCUGACAGCGACGAUUUCAGCCCAGAUUUGGAUGAAGAAGUUGCGAGCUCAUGCCAGAUUGUGAUGCCGCUGGCCAUCGCCGGCGGUAUCUAUGCCGCAGACGGUUGGCAUAGAAGGGCGGCACCGCUUCCGGUUGCUUUGGCUGAUAAGAUGUCCCGCUUGAUGAAGCUGUUCGACGUUGAUACUUACAAGAUGUACGAAGAAAAACCUUCGAUGGGUAUGGGGUUUGCCGAUCUUUCCUGGACAAGUAAUGCCAACCGCAUUUUCCUGGUCGAAUCUGCCGGAGAGAUUCUGGCGAUUGUCAACGUGCAGCCACACCUGAAAGUUUUCACGCUGGACACCGACAGCGAUGAGCUCGAGCCGGUGGAGGGCAUCGGUGGCCGUGCCAUCUUCAUCGGUUACCGCAGGAGCCUGUCUGUCAGUGCGGACAAGUUCCCCUCUGUCAUCGCCAACUGCAUCUACUACGUCAAGCCUACAGAUUCGUCACAUGACAUUUACCAGUAUGACCUGAAGAGAGAGAGAGAAGAGUGCGUCUGUGAAGCCAUAGGCAGCAUGCAUUCCUUCUUAAACCCAAACCCCAUCAGGCUACCCGUUGCUAAACCUCCUUUCACCAUCCUUCAGCUCUUCUCGAGCUACACCAUAAACACCCGGCAAUCUCAGCUUUGGCUGGAAUUAUUAGUACAUGACCUUCUUCCUCAUGUUUAUCCGUGCGGCAGCUCUUAUUCUGAUAAAUAUGACUGAAGUAUUGAUUGAGCCAGUGAAUGUCAGUGAUGUGCUCAGCUGAGUGAUGAUGGAUCUCUUGUUGCCAGGAAGAAAUUGCAUCUGUGUUUGAGUCCGUCUCCUUUUGUUUGCUUUGUGGAAACUAGCUAGUGCUGUGGUGUUAAGUUCAUCUUGUUAAGUUCAUCUUGUUAUGUUCCUUCAUCUUCUUUUGGACUAGGUUUGUUCUU
Messenger RNA from Triticum dicoccoides, 1852 nucleotides. RefSeq lists its product as uncharacterized. NCBI's taxonomy places the organism in Eukaryota, Viridiplantae, Streptophyta, Magnoliopsida, Poales, Poaceae. Bases 246 to 1646 code for a protein of 466 amino acids. The record is from RefSeq and is a predicted model, not a curated record. The transcript is spliced from 2 exons.